CUAAAAUGGCACAACCCGAGUAGUGGAAAUACAAAAAUAAGUACAUCUUUUCUGUGUGUUGAUUAGAGUUUUGUUUUUUAUUUUCAAAGACGUGCUAUUGUUGUAAAGUGAUCGACGUCGAGAGUGAAAUGUCUGUUAAAAUAUGUAUUACGUUAUGUUUACUAUGUUAUUUCCCAGUGGCCCGAGUGUAUGGCUUCAGUGAUGGUCAGCUGGAAGCUUUUUUUGAAUUGAUCGACGUGAAUAACCUAGGACGAAUCUCCAUAAACCAACUGCUCCAAUUGCGUAUAAACCCGUUAUACGAGCGAGGACCGUCCAUAAAUGUCGACCAAUUUAAAAAGCUAGUGCGCAGGCAAAAUGCCGCGACACAAGAAUCGUUAUACGCCAUGUUGGCACGUAUCGCGGAAAACAACGAACGCUCGAACAACACAGGCGCGACUACAAACCGUCCAUCGCCGGCACAGAUGACCGGAAGUAGGAACUUAUUGUUGGGCAUGCACAGGCCGAUAAUACAGCAGGACAACGGCGAUACAGCAUCGACCGGUUGUUCGUCGUACGUCGAUACGACUUUGAAUUUGGGGCCACCAGAAGAAAACGUCAAUACCGACUUGAGUUUAGCUCCCUCGUCGUCAACGCACAACGCCCACGACCCGGUCUUACCCGCCCCUACGCCCUCGGAUCUUGCCGGCAAGAAAAUAGGCGCAGAAGACUUGACUUUGACUUUGGCGUCUUCAGUGUACGUCCAGGACCUGGACGAUGACGAUGAUACAGAACCAACAGAACCGAUUUCAGCUACAACGUCGCACGGUCAGUUUGUCUUUAAACCCACAGACUUGAGUUUAGCGCCACAAGAACCCGCAGUGUCCACAUGGUCGUCGCCAUCACAGUCAUCGUCAGAGUCACCGUCGUCAACAUCACAAUCGCCGCCGCCGUCGUCGUCGUCUGAAAAAGUUGCUAAACGUUUUAAAAGAAAUUAUUAAUUGCUAAUACGGUCUGGCAACCGUAGAGAGGUAAUUUAUACAAAAUAAAAACAUAGC
This is a messenger RNA of Adelges cooleyi (spruce gall adelgid), 1034 nucleotides long. RefSeq lists its product as uncharacterized. NCBI's taxonomy places the organism in Eukaryota, Metazoa, Arthropoda, Insecta, Hemiptera, Adelgidae. The transcript is spliced from 3 exons. The record is from RefSeq and is a predicted model, not a curated record. The coding region runs from base 129 to 977 and encodes 282 amino acids.